Molecule: messenger RNA, 651 nt
Organism: Symbiodinium sp. CCMP2456
Lineage: Eukaryota; Dinophyceae; Suessiales; Symbiodiniaceae
Source: the annotation of a GenBank genome assembly
AUGUUGAUGCUCUCCACAGCUUCUCAGCCCAAUUGCCCAGUGCCCAGACUCGGACUUGAGGUGUGCUUGGACUGUGACGGCUCUAUCGUUGCCACGACGUAUCAGGGCCUGGCUCGUUGGGACUGGCGUGUUGGAGAGGACCGCUUGUGCCAAGAGGCUGCAGCUGCAAACUUGGCGGACCACUGCGGUCUUUGUGCAAGCCCGGAGGGUGUUGUGGUUGCCGAUCAUCUGAACGGGCGAGUGGUUCGAUUCCUCCACCGAGGUGGUUUCGAGGAACUGAUCCGGCAAGGCGACACAUGUCGUGGACGCGCUUUGGAGCGGCCCUGCGACGUAACCUUCGGCCCAGGUGGCUCUCUCCUAGUUGCGGACCGGACGGCCGGGCGAGUGCUCUGUCGAACUCCGCGUGGCGAGUUGUCCAUUGUCGCAGACGGGCUUGCCGGGCCCUACUCACUUGCACGAUGCGGGCAGUUCCUAUACGUGGGACAGUUCAAGACUAUGAACGUAGUGAGAAUUGAUCUUCGUUGCGGUUCGAUCGAGGACUGGCAUUCUAUCAGAGGGCCCACCGGGAUCUGCUUUGAUGCCGACUGCAAUCUGUACGUCACUGAGAAACUCAUGCACAGAGUCUUGCGCUUUCCCGCUGAAUUCACCUGA